AUGGUUCGGAGCAUCAUGGCGCCCAUCUCGUGUUGAAGUAUUGUAGUAGCUUAACUGUGCCUCAUGGGAGGAAAAUUGUGCCUCAUGGGAGGAAAACUGUGCCUCAUGGGAGGAAAAUGAACCCAUUCACGAGGAAAAUUGUGCCUCAUGGGAGGAAAAUGGAGCCUCUCACGAGGAAAAUUAUGAAGCCUCUCACGAGGAAAAUUAUGAAGCCUCUCAUGAGGAAAAUUAUGAAGCCUCUCAUGAGGAAAAUUAUGAAGCCUCUCACGAGGAAAAUUAUGAAGCCUCUCACGAGGAAAAUUAUGAAGCCUCUCACGAGGAAAAUUAUGAAGCCUCUCAUGAGGAAAAUUAUGAAGCCUCUCACGAGGAAAAUUAUGAAGCCUCUCACGAGGAAAAUUAUGAAGCCACACACAAGAAAAAUUAUGAAUAUUUGUCGGAGGAAAAUUGA
Paramuricea clavata is the source of this 448-nucleotide messenger RNA. Lineage: Eukaryota; Metazoa; Cnidaria; Anthozoa; Malacalcyonacea; Plexauridae. The record is from the annotation of a GenBank genome assembly.